This is a messenger RNA of Pteronotus mesoamericanus, 1239 nucleotides long. RefSeq names its product leucine rich repeat containing 23 (gene LRRC23). The record is from RefSeq and is a predicted model, not a curated record. The transcript has 6 exons. NCBI's taxonomy places the organism in Eukaryota, Metazoa, Chordata, Mammalia, Chiroptera, Mormoopidae. The coding region runs from base 53 to 1078 and encodes 341 amino acids. Gene Ontology annotation, molecular function: protein binding.
AGGACCAGGGCCUGGCUUGAUCAGACUCCAGAGCCUUCAGCAGGGAAGAAAGAUGUCCGAUGAAGAGGAUCUGGAAGAUUUUGAGCUAGACCAGGAUGAUCUGGAAAGGGAAGACGAUGAGAAGGAGACGGAAGAGGGGGAGGAUGAGAGGAAAGAGGAGGAAGCCUUGUCUGAGGAAUGGAUGCCCACCCCGCUCACGGAGGACAUGAUGAAGGAAGGGCUUUCUUUGCUCUGUAAGACUGGUAAUGGACUGGCCCAUGCUUAUGCCAAGCUGGAGGUUAAAGAGAGAGAUCUGACAGACAUCUCCUUGCUGCGCUCCUACAUCCAUCUGCGCUAUGUGGAUGUUUCUGAGAACCAUCUGACAGACUUGUCUCCACUCAAUCACCUCACUCACCUGCUCUGGCUCAAGGCUGAUGGCAACCGGCUGCGGAGUGCCCGGCUGAACGAACUGCCCUACCUGCAGAUUGCCAGUUUUGCCUAUAACCAGAUCACUGACACGGAGGGCAUCUCUCAUCCUCAUCUGGGCAUCCUGAAUCUCAAAGGGAACAAUAUCAACAUGGUGACAGGUCUGGACCCCCAAAAACUGAUGAGUCUGCACACACUGGAGCUUCGAGGGAACCAACUGGAAAGUACACUGGGAAUCAACCUUCCUAAGCUGAAGAACCUCUUCCUGGCGCAGAACCUGUUGAAGAAGGUGGAAGGCUUAGAGAACCUAAGUAAUCUCACUACCUUGCACCUUCGAGACAACCAGAUUGAAACUCUGAGUGGCUUCUCCAAGGAAAUGAAAUCACUGCAGUACCUCAACGUGAGGGGCAAUAUGAUAACCAACCUGCGGGAGCUUGCCAAGCUUCGGGACCUGCCCAAACUUCGGGCCUUGGUGCUGCUGGACAACCCAUGUACAGAUGAGAAUGACUACCGCCAGGAAGCCCUGGUGCAGAUGCCACAACUGGAACGUCUGGACAAGGAGUUCUUCGAGGAAGAGGAUCGGGCUGAGGCCAAUGAGAUGCGCCAGAGGAUGAAGGAGGAGCAGGAGGCUGAGCCUGAGCACUAUGAGGAACUGGAGCAGCCACAGAUGUAGAAGCAGUCCUUCUAGCCUUCAAGGAUAGUAAGGAAGCUGGCAGGGAGGCAGGGAGGCAGGAAGAGGAGGUCAAGGGCCUGGUAUAUAGGCGGAGAGAGGAGUUGCUAUAGGAGGAGAUGGGUGAGGAAGGGAAAAGGCAAGGAGAAGGGAAAAGGGUGUCU